GCAGCAACUAUAUAAACAACACACUCUGCGGUAACGCGAGCAAAGCGCCGUUCCUCGUGUACGCGGACGGGUAGCUGCACUGCAUCCUCACUCCUGUGUUAAUCGUCUCUGGCGCGUCUGGCUCAAGCGGUGAAGAUGGCGCCUGUGGUUCUGGGCUACACCAACGCGCGAGGCCUGGCCCAGAGCAUCCGCAACCUGCUCGUCUACAAGGGCGUCCCGUUCGAGGAGAAGCAGUACAAGCUGGGGCCAGCGCCCAGCUUCGAGAAAGCCGGCUGGCUGCAGGAGAAGUUCAGCCUGGGCCUGCAGUUUCCCAACCUGCCCUACUACUCGGACGGCGACGUGAACAUCACGCAGAGCGUCGCCAUCCUGCGAUAUCUGGGAAGGAAGCACGACCUCGUUGCCAAGAACGCCGAGGAGACGACGCAGCUGGACCUUCUGGAACAGCAGGCCAAUGACCUAAUCUGGAGCUUGGUGGUGGCCGCCAUGGGCCCUGCUGGAAGCGAGGGCCGUCGCCAGCACGACGCCAACCUCGUGGUGAUGCUCAGGGGCUGGGAGGAUCACCUAAAGAAGCGCAAGUGGGCAAUCGGAGACCACCUCACCUACGUGGAUUUCUUGCUCUACGAGGGCCUCGCCUGGAACCUCGAGUACAAGCCGGAGGUCUUCGCAAACUGCCCUUCCAUCAAGCGGUAUCUGCAGAGCUUCGAAGUGCUGCCCAAAAUCAAGGAGUACUUCGCCUCGCCCAGCUACAUCAAGUGGCCCAUAUUGGGACCCAACUUCGAGUGGGGCUUCAAGAAGUGAACUCCACGCAUUUUACCAAGGCUGGUCAGGUAUUGCUGCAGCCGUCAAUAAAGUAAAUCCACGUGGUGUCUC
Dermacentor albipictus is the source of this 870-nucleotide messenger RNA. RefSeq names its product glutathione S-transferase-like. Lineage: Eukaryota; Metazoa; Arthropoda; Arachnida; Ixodida; Ixodidae. The record is from RefSeq and is a predicted model, not a curated record. Gene Ontology annotation, biological process: glutathione metabolic process. Gene Ontology annotation, molecular function: glutathione transferase activity.